Messenger RNA from Venustampulla echinocandica, 384 nucleotides. RefSeq lists its product as uncharacterized. The coding region runs from base 1 to 384 and encodes 127 amino acids. The record is from RefSeq and is a predicted model, not a curated record. NCBI's taxonomy places the organism in Eukaryota, Fungi, Ascomycota, Leotiomycetes, Helotiales, Pleuroascaceae. The transcript has 2 exons.
AUGAAGUUCUCUCUCGCUACCGUUGCUGUCCUAGCCACCGCUGCCUCAGCUCAAUAUGCCCAGCCGCCCACGCAGUAUGGGCAACAACCCCAGCAGUACCCACCCCAGCAGUAUCAGCAGCCCCAGCAAUAUCAGCAAUGGGGUCCACCACCAACCCAGAACAAGUAUUCUCCAGCAGAGGCUGCGGCGUGGCAUAAGUGCGUUGAUGGGUUCCUCGACGGAUUCAACAAUGGCCAUGAGGGCACCAAGGCUGGCUGUGCUUUCUGGACUUGUCUUGAGAGUACGGCUACCCAGUACAGUAGGGGAGGUGCUCUCGCCGCCCUUGGUGCUGUUGUGAACAAAGCUUGCAUGGUGUCCGGCCUUCUCCCUGGCAACUUCUUCUAA